This is a messenger RNA of Adineta ricciae, 5274 nucleotides long. Lineage: Eukaryota; Metazoa; Rotifera; Eurotatoria; Adinetida; Adinetidae. The record is from the annotation of a GenBank genome assembly.
AUGCCAAUCAACGGGAAUUUCCGUCGUACGUUCUCGUUUCUCAGAAAGACUUUCUUUGAAUUGAAUUUGUUCAAUAAUGGUUCACAAGAUGAAUUUGUUAUACGAAAUCAACGUCGAUCCACUCGUUUGUAUCUAUUUCUUUUGAUAACAUCGUUACUCUUUAUAGGAACCUAUUAUUCUAUAAUAACAAAAUCCGAAACGGUGAUUAUGAAAUCUCCUUCGUUCGAACAAUACUCUUCAAUAUCGACAGAAACAUCUUUACAAUGUUUUUGUAGAAAAAUUGCAAUAAAAUAUAAAGAAUUUAUUCAAAUAGUCCCAUACUACCACGAGUUGUGUACGAGUGAUUUGAUUUCUGAUGACUUCAUCACUGAAUUAUAUAAUACCUAUGUAGAAACAUGGAUUAAUUCUACUCAAAGUGAUUUUUAUAACAUUGCCGCAUUUCAAUUCAACACACUUCGCAGGUUAUGUGAACUAACUCGUGAAACGAUUGAAAACAAUCUUGAAAUCUUCUUACAAACUGAAUUCAUUCAUUCGCAAUUAAUUGCUCAAGAAUCAUUACAAAUUCAAAUCUCAUCAUUAUUAUCUGAUUUCAUUCAAUCAAUAUCAAAAGCUUUUCUAAGAACAUUAACUUUCAUUCAAAAUAUCACCGCACAAAAUCUAUUUAUGACAGGUGGAUCAGUUACAAGUGUUUCACCAACGUUGAAAACGGAUGACUACGAAGAAAAUCCCAUCGGUUAUCAAGGAAUAACUUAUCAUUUUCUGGAUAAUUCCUCAUGUACUUGUUCAAGUUCGACAAGCACGAUUUGUAUGGGUUUAACAACAAUUGAAAAUGAAACUCUAUCGGGUUUUCAAACAGGUUGUUACAUGUUCAGUGCACUUCUCAAAUCAACACUUGAAGUAUUCUAUGAUCAAACAUUUAUCGAUGAGCUGACAAAUUCAUCGAUAAAUUUUCAAAAAUUAAAUUCCUCUGUAUCAAAUCAGACAAUCGAACAAUUACUUGGGGAAAUGCUAACUAGGCAAUGGAAAAAAGAAACUUUUUUCGAUAGAUAUUAUUCACAAUGUUCGCCAGAUACGUGUCAAUAUACAAUUACAAAGAGAAACGAUUUUUUAUUUAUUCUAACUUCAUUGAUUGGAUUAUUCGGCGGAUUAUCUUCAGCAUAUCUUAUCAUUGCUCCGUUAGUUGUUAAUAAGUUUUGGGCAAUUAUGUUAACACUUCAGAAACGGAAAAAACCGGCUACAACGCCUUGGAUUCACACUGCCAAUAAUCCAACUUCUAUUCCUGGUCGUCUAAGAAACAUUAUUCGAACAAUAAAGCAAUUAAUGGUCAAAUUAAAUUUAUUUAAUAGUAUUCCACCAUCUGAAGAUCAAGAUAUUGUUCGCCAACAACGUAUUAUUACAUGGAUUUACUUAAUAUUAUUAACAUCAAGUAUGAUCAUUAUCAUCACAUACAGUUCCAUUCAACCACAUACGGUGCAUUUUACAAAGAAUUCGCCUUCAUCUAAAGAUUUUAUUGAGCUUUAUGCCAAAUACCCAUUAACUCUCAGUUGUUCAUGUAGCAAUUCAGCUAUUGACCUUUAUUUUCUAGCGAAAUUGGUACCUGAAUAUCAUGAGAUAUGUUCGAGUCAAUUUGUUUCAUCUGAUUGGAUAAAUCUUCAAUUCAUUCGAUCGGAAAGCGAAAUGCUUUCUACAUCCGAUAUUCGCUCUCAUUUUGAAUAUUUUUUUCAAAUAAUAUCCACAUUAUGUCAAAUGUCCAUGCAAACAAUCGAAGAUUCUCUUCAAUCGCUUUAUCGAACGAAGUUUAUCACAACUCAAGCAUUAGAUGUUCAAUCCUUUGAAAUGCAAAUCAAUUUGAUCAUCGAACAAUUUCAACGAACAACACCCGAAUCAUUUCAACGUAUUUUAAAUUUACUGAAAACAACCUUUGACAUCAAUCAAUUCAUCGUCCCAACGAAUAGUUUAUUUCAAAUUGAUAUUGUAAGUUUUGCCAGAAUUUUCUUAAUACCAAAUGGGUUUCUUUGGAAGAGACCUGUGAACAAUUCAUUGCCGUCAAAUGUAACUUAUACAAAAGAAAAAUGUUUUUCAACAUCGUCAAUUGAGUGUUAUCAAAACAUAUUUCUCUAUGAAAAUGAGACACAAUUCACUAUACCUGGAAUGUAUCAAUCAUGGUUUCCUCUUCAUUCAAUUUUAAUGUCUACAUUGGAAUGUUUGUAUGAUGAAAUAUGCUUUGGGAAAAUCAAACGAAUAACCAAUUCAACCAGUAUAAUAUUAAAGAAUAUUUCAAUACUAAAAUCUUCCAAUAAUCAAUAUGAUCAAAUCGAUUCGUUAGCAAAUAAACUUUUUAUUCAAUCAUGGAUAAAUGAAAGUUAUUUCGGAUCGUAUUAUAAUCAAUGUAAUCCGUUGAUGUGUCAAUAUACGAUUGAAACACGAUUAAGUCUAAUUUAUAUAAUAACAACAAUCAUUGGACUUGUCGGAGGAAUUAAUCUUGUUUUACGUAUUUCAAUUCCAUUUCUAUUUCGAAUAGUCAAACAAAUUCGUAAUUCAUUUAUUCAUAGAAAAGAAACGUUUUCUACAAGAAGAAAAUUCUUUCAUCAUUUCUCCUCGAUAACUAAACAAAAUUUUCUUGAAUUAAACCUUUUCUCUACAAUUCCACCAUCAAAAGAUCCAAAGAUUCUUCGACGAAAUCGUCAUUUAACUCGAAUUUAUAUCAUUUUAUUAUUUUCCUCAUUUGUCAUCCUAAUUCUUUAUGGUUUGCUACGACAAGAGACCAUUCUAGUCAUUGUCGAAUCUCCUUCGGUAUCCAAAUACCAGCAAUUAGCUGAUGAAUAUCCUCUCACUUUGAAAUGUCCUUGUAGUCGCACAUCAAUCAAAUACAACAAAUUAAUUUCUCAACUCGAACCACAAUUUCACGAUGUUUGUUCGAGUAUUUUUGUUUCAUCGGAAUGGCUUAAGAAAAUAGAUUCAAGAAAGCGAGCACUUGCAUCCACUUUUUUCCACUUCUUGAUUGACUAUCGUUAUUUUCUUUUUAUACAGUUUCAAUCAUUGACAAAAUUAUGUACAUUAUCUCGCUCGACAGUAAAUACAUCAUUGACAUUAUUUCAACAAAAUGAUUUUGUCACAUCCAAUGUCAUUUCGUCUGAUGAAUUUCUUAUUCGCACAAAAGCGAUUUUAGAACAAUUCAAAAAGACAAUUGCGAUUCAAUUUAUCGAAACAAUCAAUUUGAUUCAAUUGACAUACCACGGAAAUCAACUUGCAAAUAUCUUUUCAUCCAACUGGCAGUUCUACGUAAAAUAUACACUUUCAGAUUUACGUCCCAUGCUUAAUCAUACGGUGGAUGUAUUAGCUGAACCAAAAGUAUAUAGCGACACUGGUUGUUCAUGCCAAAUUUACUCAAAUUGUUCAGUUGUAUCUUAUAUUAUUCUACUUAUAUACUCUUUCUCAGAUAAUCCACGUAUGCCAGGUUUUCGUAUAGGCUGUUUCUUUUUUGACGCACUGCUUCAAUCCAGUUUAGCCUGUCUCUACGAUAAACUUUGUCUGGGUCAAAUGCAAUCCUAUAUUGAUUAUUCAAAACCGAUCAAAACCAAUGUGCUUUCUUAUUCGUCAUUAACACCACCUAACACGACAAUUGAAACAUUACUUAAUCAACUUUUUGUUUCCCAAUGGAUUUACAAUGCUUCAUUCGAUCUAUAUUUUCAAGAAUGUGCUCCACAAUCAUGUGUAUACUCAUACACAUUACAACAUAAUAUAGUUUAUAUAGUCACGCUAUUAAUUGCUGUUUUUGGCGGCUUAACAAAUGGAUUACAUUUUCUUUUAUUCUAUGCAAAUGUGAUCUUAGUCAAAUUAACUGAUGGUAGAAAACAAAACAGUGUUGUACCGGAUCUACAGCAAAUAGGAGAGACUGUAAAUAAUGAAAAUAUGAAUACAAUUACAACAACAUCCGUGAAUGAUACUUCUGGUAUACGCGAACAUACUUCCCGAAAAAAGUACUUCAAGCGAAUAAUUCCGAUUGGCUCGAUACUUCUAAUACUUGGAACAGUGAUAUUAAUAUUUAUAUUUGUCAUUAGAAACGGUAAUAAGGAGGAAAAGUCGGUUUCUACAAGUACACAAUCAAUUGUUAUAAAUAACAAUGCAUCUGUGACAGAAACACCAGAUACUUAUUGUCAUAUGACUUUGAAUAAUCAAGCGAAAUUUUAUUCAACUGGUCUGAACCCAUCAUCAAUGGCUGUUGGAGAUUUUAAUCAGGAUUCAUUUAGUGAUUUAGCUGUAACUAAUUUGGGUUCAGAUACUUUGAGCAUUCUGUUAGGAAACCAAAAUGGAACAUUUCAAAGACAAAUUGUUUUCUCAACUGGAAAUGAGUCUCGUCCGAAAGAAAUCAAAGCGGCUGAUUUUAAUAAUGAUACAAUUCUAGAUUUAGUUGUCAUAUUAUCUGCAACAAGUGAAAUCGUUCUUUUCCUCGGCGUGUCAACGAAUGAUUUAUUUGUUUUACCACCUUAUGUCUUACCAAUUGAUAUGAAUGAUACAAUCGCAACUUCAAUUGAAGUUAGCGACUUAAAUAAUGAUGGAUCUUUUGAUUUAUGUAUUACUUAUCACGCCGAUAAUUCGACCGAUAAAAAUUCUUUAAGUAUUUAUCUCAACGACGGCGAUGGAUAUCAAUAUUAUAAUAUAUGCUCAGAUACUGACUGGUACAUAGAUAAUGUCAAUUUAAUGUUAAUAGCUGAUCUACAUCAUUCUGAUGAUAUUCAGUUAUACGUAAGUGGAGGUGAGAAUUUCAUAUUUGCUUUUCAUAUAAUGAACUACAACGAUGAAUGGACUUGCUCAUAUGCUAAGUCAUAUAUUGCGUAUGGAAAUGCAACGGCCGCCAUUGCUGGAAGAUUUAAUAAUGACACAGUUGAUGAUUUGGUGAUUCUUUCUCCGCAAUCAAAUAUAUUAGAUGCUUACACAACAGUUUUUCCUUGGCUGUAUGUUAACCAAAUUUAUGUAACAGAAGAUAAGCCAACAUCCGUUGCUCGAAUUAAUUUCAAUAAUGAUACAAUUGAUGAUGUCGCAGUUUUACAUUGUAACGGAACGUUGAGUAUAUUUGUUGCCGAAAGUACUAUUAGUCUUUUUGACCAAAAUUAUUUAACGUUCGUUUUCAAUAUAACGGAGAAUAAUGAAUGUGUUCAUUCAGUCAAUGUUCUCGAUUUGAAUCAAGACGGAAAAGAUGAUAUAAUUUUUAUUGAUCCAGCAGCAAAUGAAAUUAGAGUUGUAUUAGGGUCAUCUUGUAAUGAACAGUUAUGA